Messenger RNA from Xenopus laevis (African clawed frog), 514 nucleotides. RefSeq names its product loricrin-like. Bases 59 to 364 code for a protein of 101 amino acids. Lineage: Eukaryota; Metazoa; Chordata; Amphibia; Anura; Pipidae. The transcript is spliced from 3 exons. The record is from RefSeq and is a predicted model, not a curated record.
UAUCAAUAGCUUCCACACCAGUUCUCCACUCUUAAAACAGAUUAUACAUAGUACAGAUAUGUCUGGAACUAAGGGAGGAAGUGGCAUCAUUGGUGGUGGCGGCUGUGGUGUGAGCAGUGGUGGAGGUAGUGGUGGAACUGGCUGUGGUGGCACUGGAUCAGUAUCUGCCCAAUGUGGAACUACUGGCACAAAUAUACCAAUACAACAAUGCCAGGGCACAAGCACUGUCCAACAAACAAGCACAGGCACAGGCACAGCUAACCCCUGUCUAGGCCAAGGUGGUAACACUGGUGGAGGUUGUCUCAGUGGAGGUGGUUCAGGAGGCUGUGGAGGCCAGACUGGUGGAGGUUCAGCCAAAAAGUGAUAUGGAGAAAAAAAACCUCUGAAAAUAUCUGCUCAAUAAACAUGGAAAAAUGAAUCAAUAAAAUCCAAUAUCUACACAAAUUCUUACUUUACUGUCAAACAUUAAUUAUUUUGAUUAAACAAUGAUUUGAUUAAAUGAAUUCAAAUUAAA